GUCACGUGAGGAGCCAGUGAGCAGAGUGCAGAGUGCAGUGAGCAGUGAGCAGUGAGCGGCGCUGGGGUUAGGACGUUACUGGUCAACAUGAUGAUUCUCGGCUACUGGGACAUACGCGGGCUCGGCCAUGCAAUCCGCCUGCUGCUGGAAUACACCGGGACUCCCUUUGAAGAGAAGCGCUAUGUGGAAGGGGACGGCCCAGAAAAUGACAGGAGUCAGUGGUUGGAUGAGAAGGAGAAGCUGGGAUUGGACUUUCCAAAUUUGCCCUACCUUUUGGAUGGAGAUGUUAAGUUGACGCAGAGUAACACUAUUCUGCGCUACAUUGCCAGCAAACAUGACUUGUGUGGAAGCACUGAAAAUGAAAAAACCUUUGUAUCACUGUUUGAAAAUGAAACCAUGGAUUUUCGCAUGCAGAUUGCUUUUCUUUCAUAUGACCCUCAGUUUGAACAGCUGAAGGGACCAUACCUUAAAAAGCUACAGAAUAUAUUGGCAAGAUACGCUCGGUUUUUGGGAGAAAGACAUUGGUUUGUUGGGGACAAGAUUACACUUGCAGAUUUUCUGAUAUAUGAUGCACUGGAUCAGCACAACAUUUUGGAUCCUACCUGCUUGCAGAAUUUCAAGAACUUGCAGGACUUCCUUGCAAGAUUUGAGGCUCUCCCCGCUAUAGCUGCAUACUUGAAAACACCCCGCUGUAAGAAAACGCCUAUUAAUGGGAAAACGGCAUUUUGGUCAAACAAAUAAUUAUCUUGGACAAAAUCUGUCUAUUUUUUUGCUUUAUAAGAUGCAACUGAUUAUAAGACUCACCUAGGUUUUAGAGGAGGAAAGUC
Messenger RNA from Bufo bufo (common toad), 827 nucleotides. RefSeq names its product glutathione S-transferase Mu 4-like. Lineage: Eukaryota; Metazoa; Chordata; Amphibia; Anura; Bufonidae. Gene Ontology annotation, molecular function: glutathione transferase activity. The transcript is spliced from 8 exons. The record is from RefSeq and is a predicted model, not a curated record. The coding region runs from base 88 to 741 and encodes 217 amino acids. Gene Ontology annotation, biological process: glutathione metabolic process.